Notodromas monacha is the source of this 1835-nucleotide messenger RNA. The record is from the annotation of a GenBank genome assembly. Lineage: Eukaryota; Metazoa; Arthropoda; Ostracoda; Podocopida; Cyprididae.
ACAUGAUGAAGGAUGGUGAUCAUUACGUGCUUGUCAUUUAUGAUGUUUACGGCGAAGAUGCCGACGAGUACUCGUGCAGGGCAAUCAACCCUGGCGGAGUGAAAUCCACGCGUGCCGAACUCAUCAUCAAAACUCCUCCAAAGUUCAACAUUCCUCCGCGAUUCCGCGACACUGCGUUCUUCGACAAAGGCGAGAACGUUGUCAUCAAGAUUCCUUUCACGGGCAAUCCCAAGCCAAGGAUUGUGUGGUCCAAGGAUGGAGAGGUUAUCGAAUCUGGAGCUCACUUCUCCGUCUCCAAGAAGGAGCGUCAUGCAAUUUUAGUGAUCAAAGAUGCUUCGCGGCUUGACAGCGGUCCUUACAGCAUUGUAGGCGAAAACGAGCUCGGAAUGGACUCACACAUCAUCAAAAUCCAGAUCAGCGACCGUCCGGACCCACCGAAAAUGCCGACGAUCGAGAAGACUCUUCGGGACGGAGUUUUCCUCACGUGGCAGCCGCCUUCUUGGGACGGCGGCUCGCACGUCACCUCGUACAUUGUGGAGCGUCGAGAGGAGCCCAUGACUUCUUGGAUUCGUUGUGGUACGACGCGGUUGACGAGCCAUCAAGUGACGGAACUUUCUCCCGGUAAAACGUACGAGUUCCGCGUCAUGGCGGAAAAUGUUUACGGCCGCAGCGACCCGUCGGCUACGUCCAGGUCCGUGCAUUUGCCGGACGUUGAGAAAAAGGACAAGUCGAAGAAGCGAUACGAAUUUGACGAGACCGGGAAGAAAAUCCGGGGACGAGCGGACGAGAAACCGAAAGACUAUGAUCAAUUCGUGUUCGACAUCUACUCUCGAUUUAUGCCGCAACCGGUGGAGAUCAAGGCCGACGUGAGUGUACACGAUGACUACGAGAUUCUGGAAGAAAUCGGCUCUGGUGCUUUCGGCGUUGUUCACCGAUGUCGUGAGCGGGCAACCGGACACAUCUACGCUGCCAAAUUUAUCCCGGUGGCACACCCGAUGGAAAGAUCGUUGAUCCGCAAAGAAAUUGACAUCAUGAACCAGCUUCAUCAUCCCAAGCUCAUUAACCUCCACGGGGCUUACGAGGACGACGACGAAAUGGUCCUCAUUUUCGAAUUUUUGAGUGGAGGAGAAUUGUUCGAAAGGAUCACCGCUGAAGGUUAUACGAUGUCGGAAGCCGAAGUCAUCAAUUACAUGCGACAAAUUUGCGAGGGUGUCAAGCAUAUGCACGAGAGGAACAUCAUCCAUUUGGAUAUCAAACCGGAGAACAUCAUGUGUCAGACUCAGAGGACAACUAACGUGAAAUUAAUCGAUUUCGGGUUGGCGACCAAACUCGAUCCGAACGACGUGGUAAAAAUUUCAACUGGAACAGCUGAAUUCGCUGCUCCUGAAAUUGUUGAAAGGGAACCAGUCGGUUUCUACACGGAUAUGUGGGCUGUUGGCGUUCUUGCCUACGUUCUGUUGAGUGGAUUGUCGCCGUUUGCGGGUGAAAAUGACAUUGACACGCUCAAGAAUGUGAAGGCCUGCGACUGGGAUUUCGAUGAAGAGGCUUUUGCUCACGUGUCCGAAGAGGGCAAGGACUUCAUUCGCAGACUUUUGGUGAAAAGCAAAGAGAAACGUAUGACAGCGCAUGAGUGUUUGAUACACGCAUGGCUGAAAGGGGAGAGCAAAGCUGGAGCGGAAAGCGUCGGGACUGGGCGACAUCUGGCGUACAGGGACAAACUGCGAGCUAAAAUUCCCAAUUGGGACACAUUUCUUCUCCCCAUUGGUCGCCUGGCAGAAUACUCUUCCCUGCGUCAAUUAUACGUCGAGAAGUACAAGAUACACGAGUUCUUUAUU